Arvicola amphibius (Eurasian water vole) is the source of this 587-nucleotide messenger RNA. Its product is annotated as 39S ribosomal protein L30, mitochondrial-like. The coding region runs from base 43 to 576 and encodes 177 amino acids. The record is from RefSeq and is a predicted model, not a curated record. Gene Ontology annotation, cellular component: mitochondrion; large ribosomal subunit. The transcript has 2 exons. Gene Ontology annotation, molecular function: structural constituent of ribosome. Gene Ontology annotation, biological process: translation. NCBI's taxonomy places the organism in Eukaryota, Metazoa, Chordata, Mammalia, Rodentia, Cricetidae.
ACCGAGAGGUCGCGGCCUCUGCAGGGAAGAAUUACUACACUUAUGGCUGGUGUUUUGCGUUCAGUAUUUCAGAGGCCUCCAGGCAGACUGCUGACUGUGAAGAAAGGUGUGGAAUCUCUCAUUGGUACAGAUUGGAUUCGUCACAAAUUUACCAGAUCAAGGAUUCCAGAUAAAGUGUUUCAGCCUAAACCUGAAGAUCAUGAAAAAUAUGGUGGGGACCCCGAGCACCCUCAUAAACUACACAUUGUUACAAGAAUAAAAAGUACAAAAAGGCGCCCAUACUGGGAAAAGGAUACAAUCAAGAUGCUUGGACUGCAGAAGGCACACACCCCUCAAAUUCACAAGAACAUCCCUUCAGUGAAUGCAAAGUUGAAAGUAGUUAAACACUUGAUACGUAUCCAGCCCCUGAAGCUGCCACAAGGACUUCCCACAGAAGAGACCAUGUCUAGCACGUGCCUCAAGAGCACUGGGGAAUUGGUGGUACAGUGGCAUCUGAAGCCUGUGGAGCAGGAAGCAAAGUCUGGAUGCCACACAGCUGCAGAUUGCAAACCGCAGUUAGGAAACGUUUCUCAUUAAAGUGUUUAUCA